Molecule: messenger RNA, 2844 nt
Organism: Bursaphelenchus okinawaensis
Lineage: Eukaryota; Metazoa; Nematoda; Chromadorea; Rhabditida; Aphelenchoididae
Source: the annotation of a GenBank genome assembly
AUGGCGUCAUGGAACGUUUUAUUCCGUUUGAUUCGACAACUGGUAGCCAGGCAAGCCUUGAAAAAUACAAAAAUUAUAAAUUAUUUAUCAAAAAUUUUGUCAAAAACUGUUUUAUAUACGAUUUAGUAGCUUUUUUACAAUAACGGAAGUUAUAUUACCGUACAGGUAGAAAUAUUUUAAAUUUAUAAAACUGGUGCACUUUUUGGUACUACUGGUAGAACUGGUACUGUUAAUAUUUAAAUUUUGAAACACAUUUUUGAUAUUAACACGAAACAUGUUGUAUUAAUAUAAAAAAGCGGUUUGGUGUACUUUUUGGUACUACUGGUACAACUGGUACUCUAAAUUUUAAUACUUAUGGUUUAAACUAAAAAUUGUGUAGCUUAAGUAGUUUUAGGUAAUAAAAAAUUUUAAAAACUUGAAUAUUAAGGUAGUUUAGGUAACAAUCUAAAGUAUUAUAGGCAGUGCUCAACCAAAAAUAAUAUGUAUAUUAAUCUUGUGCUAUUUGCAGUGACUCCACAGCCAAAAUGAGGUGUCGACAACGGAAACAGUUGUUCCAACAACGGAAUCAAUGUUGUGAUUUCUCAUUGGUUUUAGGCUUAUUAGGCCUAAUUCUGGUUGUAAUUGACACGGAAAUCACUGCACUCAACAUUGUGGACAAGGUAGGUUGAUAUUUUACAGGCUUUGAGGGCUAUUAGGUUUAAAUUGGCGUUAAGAAUAAAUUUAGGCUUAGCUUUAGGUUUAACGUUAUAUAUGAGAUAUUUAAAUUUUGAAAUUAAAAAACAUUUUUAGACCGACUACCCCUCAAUAGCUCUCCGUUCCCUAGCCUUGGUAUCAACAGUCCUACUAAUUGGCACUAUAAUCAACUAUCACCGAAUCGAAGUCAAAAUAGCACUAAUCGAUAGUGGCGCAGAUGAUUGGCGUGUCGCUGUGAGCACCGACCGGUUGAUAAAACUGAGUAUCGAGAUACUAAUUUGCAUCGUAUGUCCAUUCCCUGGCAGUGGCGUAGUCAACUGGACUUAUGUUCGUGAGGACCAUCAUGUCAGUUCUGUACCAGUACCAAUGGACGUGAUUAUGUCGAUUCCCAUGUACUUACGAGUAUACCUGUUCUGUCGCUUUAUGGUACUACAUUCGCGACAAUUCCAAGAUGCGGCUACACGAUCUAUUGCCGCUUUGAAUCGUAUUUCCAUGGACUUUUGGUUCGUAGUAAAGACCAUGAUGUCCGAUCAUCCCCUGAGGGUAUUGAUUAUGUUCACCAUGAUCUACUGGCUCUGUGCUUCAUGGGCGUUCACUCAAUGUGAACGAUGGGAUCGGCCGUUCGAACACUACUAUAUGAACAGUCUAUGGUUUGUGAUAGUGACAUUCCUGUCCAUCGGUUAUGGUGAUGUGGUACCGAGGACAUAUGUCGGCCGAGCACUAGCCGUUCUCACUGGUAUCGUUGGUGCAGGUGUGUCUUCGGCAUUGAUCGCCGUGAUCUCAAGGAAAUUGGAGUUGUCGCGAGCUGAAAAACAUGUGAAUAACUUUAUGGCCGAUUCGAAACUAACCAAUCAGAGGAAGAAUGCUGCAGCAUCGGUACUACAACAUACUUGGUUCAUUCAUCGAUAUCAGAGGAGUAGUAACAAGGGAGAUGAUUUGAGAUUGAGACAACAUCAGAGAAAGUUCUUGAAUGCUAUUAAUGAGUUCAGAAGGAUCAAAUGGGAUCAGAGGAAGCUACAGGAACGAGGAAACUCAUUGCUGGACAUUGGAAAGGUAAGAAAAAUCAUUUUUGUUACCUAAACAUCAGCUUUUGAGGCUUUUUUGCUGCAUUUUCUGACAUAAAAGCCAAUUUUUUGACUAUUUGUUACCUAAAAAUAGAAUUUUUUUGACUUUUUUUUCAAAAAAAACCAAGUUUUUUCGAUAUUUUGUUACCUAAAAGUCAAAAAUUUAACAUUUGUUAUUUUUUUGUUGCCCAAAAACGAUUUCUUUGAUAUUUUGUUACCUAAAACUAAACUUUUAUCAAAUUUCAGCUCCACAAUGAAAUGCACGAAACCCUGUGGGAAAUGCAUCGUACUCAAGACCAAUUCAUAACCCAGAUCGACCUUCUAACUCAACGCAUCGGUGAUCUUCAAAACGUCAUCAUGACACAACAAACCCCUCAAAAUGGAACUUUGUCUCCGCAGAACACUGUAAAUUAUGUUAGUCCACCAGGCUCGGCCUACAACAACUACCCGCCCAAUAGUAAUCAUCCGCCUUUCCAUCAGCCAAAAUUAGCCUCGCCAAAUCCGAAACGGUACAGCGUCCAAGCUACGGCAAUUACCAUGCCUGAACAUGUGCUGCAUGUGCAAAAGAGCUCGGUAAGAUUUUUUUAUUUCGUUGCACCAUGCAAAAGUAUAAAUAAUAGACUGCACCGUGCAAAAGUUUGAAAGAAGGAUUGCACCGUGCAAGCGAAUAAAAAGCUGGCUGCACGGUUCAGUCUCUUUUUUAUUGGUAUGCAUGGUGCAAAAUAUUUUUUGAGUAAAAAAUAUUUAAAAAAUUGAAAAAGAGAACAUAUUCUUGUUUACUAAAGCUUAGAAAUUAAAAUUUUUUAUUUUCUAGGUAACAUAGACACUUUAUGACCUUUUUUGUUACCUAAAAAUGACCUUUUUGCCAUUUUUAGAUAACAAAAACUAAUUUCAGCUACUGAUAAAAAUAGCAAAACUUGUACAAAAACUCAAUUUUCAGGACAACACCCCAACCGGAAACGGCGGUCUGGUGCACCAACAUGCAAUAGAAAAACGUGGUACUCUUUCACAAACGUCCAACGACUUGGAACCGGACGAAACGGAUAUUUCGGCCUCGUCGCCACUAAUUACGCGUCAAAACUUUUAA